AUGGUGCUUGGUCUCAAUGCCCACUCCAACUCACUUGACCAGCCUGAAUCAACCACCUAUCCCUUCUACCGCGCCCUUCAGCAUGUUUCACGCGACCCUCGCUCUCGCUCUCGCUGCCGCCUUGUUGAGUCGGGGCACCGAGCCGAACCUCUGUACAAGAAGCCCGUCGACAUUCCUGGAUAUGGCUCCGUGCAAGGAAAGGCCGCCUUGACUGCUGCGGCGGCCGACUAUGUAACCGACUGGGAAAACAUCUCAUUCUUUGGUGGCAUUCCUUUUGCGGCUGAUACCUCUGGCGCGAACCGCUGGCGCGACCCUCAGCCCGCCCAGCCUUGGAAGGGGACGUUGAAUGCGACCUCAUUCGGUCCCAUUUGCCCCAUUACCUUGUCAGUGCUGGCCAAUUACACCCAGAGCGAGGACUGCCUCAACCUCAACAUUUGGACUCCCGCCACCUCCACUGAGGACAAGCUGCCGGUUGCCAUCUGGAGCUAUGGUGCCGGGACAGCACCGCCUCAGACCACUUACAACGGCGCCGGAGUGGCCGGGAAAGGGAUUAUUUUCGUCUCCUACAACUACCGCAACGGAGUCUUUGGCUUCAUGGCGGAUGCCGAGUUGACCGAGACCACGGGCCGGAAUGCCUCGGGCAACUGGGGCAUUUUGGACCAGUAUGCCGCGGUGAAAUGGGUGCACGAGAAUAUCGCGGCCUUUGGCGGGGAUCCUGAUCAUAUCUCCGUGAUCGGACAAUCAUUUGGUGCGGCUGCCACCUACCACAUUGUCAACAGUGAGCUGACCGCCGACUUGGGCAUUGUCAGUGCCAUCUCCGAGUCCGGAGUCCGCUCGCCCAGCGAUCCCAACACGGGGGUUUUCGAAUGCGCCUACCUCAGCUUGAACGAGGCAGAAGCCAUCGGCAAGGAGAUCAUCGCUUCCCUCAACGUUAGCUCCAUUGCUGCCGCACGUGCCAUUGACACCGAAACCCUCCUCGAGCAGACCAGCCUCUACAGCCUGGAGGUGAAGCCAGUUCUGGACUAUUAUGCAAUUCCGGACACUUACAUCAACACCCUCGCCCGGGGAGCCGGCAACAAAGUCCCCUACAUCACCGGCAACAACGCCAACGAAGACGGAGCCUCGGCCACCGUGACCACCACCGUAGCCGCCUACGAACAGUCCCUGAACUCCACGUACGGUGACUUUGCCUCUCGUUUCCUGGAACUGUACCCGGCCGCCAACGACACCCAGGCAGGCGAGCAAGAAGAUGAGAUUGUGCGGGACAUGUUCCGCGUCAGCAGCUGGCAGUACAUGAACGGCUUUGCCCACUCGGCCGAUCAAGUCGACACCUACACCUACUACUGGAACUACGGCAGCGCCGCCCACGCCUCGGAGAUUGUCUACGUUUUGGGUAAUCUUUACUGGGCCAACUUCAUGAAGACCUCCAACCCUAACACCGGUGGCUCGUACAACAAUGGGUCUCUGCCGGCCAAUUGGCUCGCCAAUUCUCCCGCGAGAAAUGAGACUUUCUUGGUGGGUGCUGAGUACGAGAUGAUGCAGACGGCGUCCCAGGAGCGAGUGGAGCUGAUUCUCGACUAUUUUGCAGCGCAAGCACCCUACUGA
Molecule: messenger RNA, 1605 nt
Organism: Aspergillus aculeatus ATCC 16872
Lineage: Eukaryota; Fungi; Ascomycota; Eurotiomycetes; Eurotiales; Aspergillaceae
Exons: 2
Coding region: 1-1605 (534 amino acids)
Source: RefSeq, a predicted model, not a curated record